Messenger RNA from Gordionus sp. m RMFG-2023, 941 nucleotides. RefSeq lists its product as uncharacterized. The record is from RefSeq and is a predicted model, not a curated record. The transcript has 8 exons. Lineage: Eukaryota; Metazoa; Nematomorpha; Gordioida; Chordodea; Parachordodidae. The coding region runs from base 94 to 825 and encodes 243 amino acids.
CGAAAACUUAUAAAGCAUAUUUAUGUUUGCGCUUAGAAAUUUUGAAAUCCCAAAUGAAUCUACCCCUCAAUAGUUCUCUUGAAAUACCUUUGCAUGACAUUAUUAAGCAAUCUGUUGAAGAGUUCAAGUUUUUUCUUUAGCUUUAACGAUGAAAUUUCUCAGUUUUCCUGUAAAAUUUUUGGCCAUAUUAAUGAGGAUAUAAAGAAUAGCCAAAAUGAUUUAAAUAAUUUAAAAUCAAAAAUUUCCAAAUAUACCUGUGAUGCCCAAAAUUUAAAAGAUAAAAUACUCAAAGAAACCAAACAAUCAGAAUAUUUUUCAAGGAUAAGGGCAUCAAAUAAUGUAUACAAUUUCUUGAACAAAACAGAUUUAGAAUAUUAUAAUGAUUUAGUUAUUGAAUACCAAGAGCAAAUUAAAAAUAUAUCCCAAAAUUUAAAGGAUGUUAAAAAUUACUUAGAUUCAUCACAUAUAAGCUCUCCUAAAAAAGCUUUAGAUUCUCAAACCUUAAUUGGAAUUUCAAAAUAUCUACAAGAAUUAAUCAUUAUAGUUGCUUCAAAUUUACAAACCGUGCAUGAAUUAAUUCAAUCAUGCAAAAUUCGUGGACCAGGGUUUGGAAAUUUAUUUCAACCAUCUGAUUCUUUACAUAUUCUGAAGCCUAAUCACGUUUUACCCAACAAUUUUUUAUCAACACUUCCAAACCCCUCUAUCCACACGUCUUCUAAAAUCCAGGAUCACAAAUUUACUCAUCAAAUAGAUAUUGAUCAUUUAACGAAAUUACCAAAUACAAAGCUUAAAGGAAUAAUGAAACGUUCCUCUUUGAUGGAAUAAUUGUUAAGAUGCCAGAAAUUAUCGAGAUAUUCAAUUGACAUAUGAUAUAUAAUUUUAGAUUCAAUGAAUGAAUGUUUUAUUAUACAUUAAAUAAAGUUAUUAUAAAAAUGAAGUAA